This is a messenger RNA of Gracilinanus agilis (Agile Gracile Mouse Opossum), 330 nucleotides long. RefSeq names its product reprimo, TP53 dependent G2 arrest mediator homolog (gene RPRM). Lineage: Eukaryota; Metazoa; Chordata; Mammalia; Didelphimorphia; Didelphidae. The record is from RefSeq and is a predicted model, not a curated record. Bases 1 to 330 code for a protein of 109 amino acids. The transcript has a single exon.
AUGAAUCCAGUGCUGGGCAACCAGACGGAAGCGGCCGGGCUCUUCUUGGCCAACAGCAGCGACUCCCUGGAGCGGGUCCUGCGCUGCUGCACCCAAGCGUCCGUAGUGACGGACGAUGGCUUCGGGGAGAGCGGGCAGGACGAACGGAGCCUGUACAUUAUGCGGGUGGUACAGAUAGCGGUGAUGUGCGUCCUAUCGCUUACCGUUGUCUUUGGAAUCUUCUUUCUCGGCUGCAAUCUGCUCAUCAAGUCCGAGGGGAUGAUUAACUUCCUGGUGAAGGAUAGGCGACCAUCCAAAGAGGUGGAGGCAGUGGUUGUGGGACCUUACUGA